AUGCUCUUAGGGAAGUCAGAAAGUAUUCAAAAAGAAUUAUUGGGCUCCGAUAUUUUUUUCAAAAGGCAAAAAAUUUGUCGGAAAUGUCAAUACAAAAAAACCGUUGCUUAUGGACAUGGAGAAAGUGUUUCUGAAAAGAACUGUGUGAGUAGCUUAUUUGUAGUGACAUUUCCAACAAAGUUUUUGACUUUGAAAAGUGCGGUGUUCCAAUUUAAUAGCAGGGGAAGAGAAAUAUUGAGACUUGAAUCUACAUCUCUGAUGGCAUCUCAAGGCAGAUCUCGAAGAGAGGGCAGAAAAUUCUGUACCAAGUCUCCAAUUAUUACUAUUGAUCCCAAAAAGAAAGCUGGAGAAAAGGAACCUGUUGAAGAUCAACCUGUAGAAGAGUAUGACUGGGAGCUCUUGGAUUGA
This is a messenger RNA of Phycomyces blakesleeanus NRRL 1555(-), 408 nucleotides long. RefSeq lists its product as hypothetical. NCBI's taxonomy places the organism in Eukaryota, Fungi, Mucoromycota, Mucoromycetes, Mucorales, Phycomycetaceae. The transcript is spliced from 3 exons. Bases 1 to 408 code for a protein of 135 amino acids. The record is from RefSeq and is a predicted model, not a curated record.